Messenger RNA from Oncorhynchus tshawytscha (Chinook salmon), 1944 nucleotides. RefSeq names its product adhesive plaque matrix protein-like. The transcript is spliced from 2 exons. The record is from RefSeq and is a predicted model, not a curated record. NCBI's taxonomy places the organism in Eukaryota, Metazoa, Chordata, Actinopteri, Salmoniformes, Salmonidae. Bases 1 to 1944 code for a protein of 647 amino acids.
AUGAAGGUGAUAUUAGACGGGGUGCGGAGGGACCGGAGCAGGCGCAGCUUACCCACCAGCUUACCCACCAGCUUACCCAACAGUUUACCCACCAGCGCCUCCCCACCAGCGCCUCCCCAUCAGCUUACCCAUCAGUUUACCCACCAGCGCCUCCCCACCAGCGCCUCCCCACCAGCGCCUCCCCACCAGCUUACCCACCCGCUUACUCACCAGCGCCUCCCCACCAGCUUACUCACCAAUUUACCCACCAGUGCCUCCCCACCAGCUUACCCACCAGCGCCUCCCUACCAGCUUACCCACCAGUUUACCCACCAGCGCAUCCCCACCAGCUUACCCACCAGUUUACCCACCAGUUUACCCACCAGCGCAUCCCCACCAGCUUACCCACCAGCUUACCCACCAGUUUACCCACCAGUUUACCCACCAGCUUACCCACCAGCUACCCACCAGCCCACCAGCGCCUCCCCACCAGCUUACCCACCAGCUUACCCACCAGUUUACCCACCAGUUUACCCACCAGCUUACCCAACAGCUUACCCAACCGGUUUACCCACCAGUGCCUCCCACCAGCUUACUCACCAGUGCCUCCCACCAGUUUACCCACCAGCUUACCCACCAGUGCCUCCCACCAGCUUACCCACCAGCUUACCCACCAGCUUACCCACCAGCUUACCCACCAGUGCCUCCCACCAGUUUUACUCACCAGCUUACCCACCAGUGCCUCCCACCAGCUUACUCACCAGCUUACCCACCAGUGCCUCCCACCAGCUUACUCACCAGUUUACCUACCAGUGCCUCCCACCAGCUUACCCACAAGUGCCUCCCACCAGCUUACUCACCAGCUUACCCACCAGUGCCUCCCACCAGCUUACUCACCAGCUUACCUACCAGUGCCUCUCACCAGCUUACCCACCAGUGCCUCCCACCAGCUUACCCACCAGCUUAUUCACCAGUUUACCCACCAGUGCCUCCCACCAGUUUACUCACCAGUGCCUCCCCACCAGCUUACCCACCAGUGCCUCCCCAGCAGCUUACCCACCAGUUUACCCACCAGUUUCCCCACCAGCUUACCCACCAGUGCCUCCCACCAGCUUACUCACCAGCUUACCCACCAGUGCCUCCCACCAGCUUACUCACCAGCUUACCUACCAGUGCCUCCCACCAGCUUACCCACCAGUGCCUCCCACCAGCUUACCCACCAGUGCCUCCCACCAGCUUACUCACCAGUUUACCCACCAGUGCCUCCCACCAGUUUACCCACCAGUGCCUCCCACCAGUUUACUCACCAGUGCCUCCCCACCAGCUUACCCACCAGUGCCUCCCCAGCAGCUUACCCACCAGUUUACCCACCAGUUUCCCCACCAGCUUACCCACCAGUGCCUCCCCAACAGCUUACCCACCAGCUUACCCACCAGCUUAACCACCAGUGCCUCCCACCAGCUUACCCACCAGUUUACCCACCAGCUUACCCACCAGCGCCUCCCCACCAGCUUAACCACCAGCUUACCCACCAGCUUACCCACCAGCUUACCCACCAGUGCCUCCCGCCAGCUUACCCACCAGUGCCUCCCCAUCAGUUUACCCACCAGCACCUCCCCACCAGUGCCUCCCACCAGCUUACCCACCAGCUUAACCACCAGUGCCUCCCCACCAGCGCCUCCCUCCAGCUUAACCACCAGUGCCUACCCACCAGCUUACCCACCAGUUUACCCACCAGUGCCUCCCCACCAGCGCCUCCCUCCAGCUUACCCACCAGUGCCUCCCACCAGUUUACCCACCAUCUUACCCACCAGUGCCUACCCACCAGCUUACCCACCAGUGCCUCCCACCACUGCCUCCCCACCAGCUUACCCACCACUGCCUCCCACCAACUUACCCACCAGCUUACCCACCAGCACCUCCCACUGUCCUCACAAAUCUACUACACAGGAAAUUUGGGUCUGA